Thalassophryne amazonica is the source of this 1821-nucleotide messenger RNA. Its product is annotated as CD209 antigen-like protein E. NCBI's taxonomy places the organism in Eukaryota, Metazoa, Chordata, Actinopteri, Batrachoidiformes, Batrachoididae. Bases 176 to 781 code for a protein of 201 amino acids. The transcript is spliced from 5 exons. The record is from RefSeq and is a predicted model, not a curated record.
GUGUAAUACAUUAGUCAAAAUUAAAAAAAAAAUACAGUGAAUACAUGUUCAUAUUUGUAACAGAACAGGUUUUCAAAAAAAAAAAAAAAAAACAGAAGUGGAAGUACUGUUUGGACCGCUACAGAUAGUCUGACGCAAAACCUGUCUUCUCACUGCAGAGACAAGCUGCUUGAACAUGGCUGUGUUCCUUCCUUCAGCCAAUUCUGAAGUCGGUGUAGAUGAGCAUUUCCCCCAAACUGAGCCAAAGCCUGCAAACAAAACUCCAAGAAAGUUGAGACAUCUCAAUGUGGUUCUGGUGAGCUUUGGGCUGCUUUGUGUCCUCCAAGCGGUGCUUAACAUCUCUCUACGACUUGUUCUGAGUGAGUCGACAAGUCACGUCAUUUCAGAGGAACAAAGCUGCCCAGCGAGCUGGCUGCUGUUUCAAUCUAGCUGUUACUACAUUUCUUCAGAGAGAAAGACCUGGGACGAAAGCAGGCAGGCAUGUCUGCAGCAGGGUGCUGACCUGGUCAUCAUUGACAGCAAACAAGAGCAGGGUUUUCUCACUGGAUUUGCCUCUAACGCAUGGAUUGGUAUGACUGACAGGGAUGAAGAAGGAACUUGGAAGUGGCUGGAUGGAUCUACAGUGCCCACAGACAGUUUGCUGUGGGCAGCGGGGCAACCUGACAAUGCUUUUGGGGGAGAAGACUGCGGUGAAAUACGGUCAAUGUCAAAUUUUAUCGGCUUGAAUGACUUGAGCUGUCGUGACAAAAUUAACUGGAUCUGUGAGAAAGCUGCGUUGUAGAUAGGGUAUGACUACAGCUAACUAGCAUCAUGACAGUGUACCAAGGUCCUGUCAACUUCUUUAGUUAUGUCCAACAUGAUGGUUUUAAUGUGAUAUAGUGAAUUUUUACUUUACUCUCAUUAUGAUUUCAACUCCAGUUGUGUGUUUCUCGGCAGAAUCCUCAGAUAAAAACAGUUAUGUUUUGUGUUAAACCUGAUAGAGGAUUAGAGUCAGAAUAUACACAAUAAAUAACCUCAACAUGUCCAGGAUCUGUUCAAAAUGAGGGACUCAUGUUAUAAUUUGAGAUAAAUAUUUUUGAGAAAUUAAAGAUCCGAAUAACUGUAAAAAGUCAUUGUGUUUCCAAUAAAGGUGUUACAUUUGGAAUAAUUGGCCUGAAAAAUGAAAUUAUUUUGUACCUUAGUUAGCUUUAAAAGGCUUUACAAAAAUAAUGAAAUUACUUGUUAUAGUUUGAAGAAUUUGGUUUACUGAUUUUGUUAUUGUGUUUGGUAUUGUGCAUUGAAAUUUAGUUCAUUGAUUAAGUUCUAUUGUUCAUGCACACUUCUUUCGUAUUUGUUGUUAUGAGCAUAUAUAUUUAUAUAUGUGUACAUUCAUUAUUUAAGGGGGGUUUAUAAGCUUUGCUUUUGCCUGCACCCUUUUGGUCACACGGGUAAGCUGUUAAGUUAUUCUUUUUAUGAGUUUUUGUUAUUGUUGAUCUGUGUGCCGAAUAAAUAAAUUCAGUCAUUCAAAUUCAUUCAAUAAAUGUUAAAAUACUGCUCAAUCAUGAUUGAGAAAAUGCCCCAUGUGGUUCUCCACCUUAUCAUAGCCUUCCUACGUGGCCACUCAUUUGACGUAGAGGUAUUUCAGUCAUGCCCUAGUGUUCUCCGGAGAAACCACCCAACCUGCCGGGGCAGAGGUCAAAUUCUACACAAGUAAAAUGUAGCCACCUGUGAAGUAGGUGUGAGGGCAGACAAACUGACCAGAUUUUUUGUUUUUCCGUGUUUGCCGAUGUCUCUUUUUGUUUUAACUUGCUUGUUUAUGCCAAUAAAGAGUGUCAGUGGUCA